GCUAGAUACCCGCAAGCUCUUAGCAGAAUUAUGAGCCGUUUAAGAACUUGCUGACAAAGCUCCCAGCCUGUUAGCUGAUGCUCCGUCGGUGGGACUGCUGAAUCCCAAAAGCCAGCAGGUCCACAGACCAGCAUGGCUGCCACUGCCGCUGUCAGUCCCAGUGACUACCUGCAGCCCGCCGCCUCCACCACCCAGGAUUCCCAGCCAUCUCCUCUAGCCCUGCUUGCUGCAACAUGUAGCAAAAUUGGCCCUCCAGCUGUUGAAGCUGCGGUGACGCCUCCUGCUCCCCCCCAGCCCACGCCACGGAAACUCGUCCCCAUCAAACCUGCCCCUCUCCCCCUCAGUCCUGGCAAGAAUAGCUUUGGAAUCUUGUCCUCCAAAGGAAACAUCCUUCAGAUUCAGGGGUCACAACUGAGUGCGUCCUAUCCUGGGGGGCAGCUGGUGUUCGCCAUCCAGAACCCCACUGUGAUCAACAAAGGGACCCGGUCAAAUGCCAAUAUCCAAUACCAGGCGGUCCCUCAGAUCCAGGCGAGCAAUUCCCAGACCAUCCAGGUACAGCCCAGUCUCGCCAACCAGAUCCAGAUCAUCCCCGGCACCAGCCAAGCCAUCAUCACCCCCUCACCGUCCAGUCACAAGCCUGUCCCCAUCAAGCCAGCCCCCGUCCAGAAGUCAAGUACGACUACCACUCCUGUGCAGAGCGGCGCCAGUGUGGUGAAGCUGACAGGUGGGGGCGGCAAUGUGACGCUCACGCUGCCCGUCAACAACCUCGUGAACACCAGUGACUCCGGGGCCACCGCUCAGCUCCUCACGGAGAGCCCCCCCACACCACUGUCUAAGACUAACAAGAAAGCCCGGAAGAAGAGUCUGCCUGCCUCCCAGCCCCCCGUCGCUGUGGCUGAGCAGGUGGAGACGGUGCUGAUCGAGACCACUGCGGACAACAUCAUCCAGGCAGGAAACAACCUGCUCAUUGUUCAGAGCCCUGGUGGGGGCCAGCCAGCCGUGGUCCAGCAGGUCCAGGUGGUGCCCCCCAAGGCCGAGCAGCAGCAGGUGGUGCAGAUCCCCCAGCAGGCCCUGCGGGUGGUGCAGGCGGCAUCUGCCACCCUCCCCACAGUCCCCCAGAAGCCCUCCCAGAACUUUCAGAUCCAGGCGGCUGAGCCGACGCCUACUCAGGUCUACAUCCGUACGCCUUCCGGUGAGGUGCAGACGGUCCUCGUCCAGGACAGCCCCCCAACAACAGCUGCAGCCACCUCUACCACCACCUGUAGCAGCCCUGCGUCCCGUGCUCCCCAUCUGAGUGGGACCAGCAAAAAGCACUCGGCCGCAAUUCUCCGGAAAGAGCGCCCCCUGCCAAAGAUCGCCCCCGCUGGGAGCAUCAUCAGCCUGAACGCAGCCCAGCUGGCAGCAGCGGCCCAGGCCAUGCAGACCAUCAACAUCAACGGUGUCCAGGUCCAGGGCGUGCCUGUCACCAUCACCAACACCGGAGGGCAGCAGCAGCUGACGGUGCAGAACGUCUCUGGGAACAACCUGACCAUCAGCGGGCUGAGCCCCACGCAGAUCCAGCUACAGAUGGAGCAGGCGCUGGCCGGAGAGGCCCAGCCCGGGGAGAAGCGGCGCCGCAUGGCCUGCACGUGUCCCAACUGCAAGGAUGGGGACAAGAGGUCUGGAGAGCAGGGCAAGAAGAAGCACGUGUGCCACAUCCCCGACUGUGGCAAGACCUUCCGCAAGACGUCCUUGCUGCGGGCUCACGUGCGCCUGCACACCGGCGAGCGGCCCUUUGUCUGCAACUGGUUCUUCUGUGGAAAGAGGUUCACACGGAGCGAUGAGCUCCAGCGGCACGCCCGCACCCACACAGGGGACAAACGCUUCGAGUGUGCCCAGUGUCAGAAGCGCUUCAUGAGGAGCGACCAUCUCACCAAGCAUUACAAGACCCACCUGGUCACGAAGAACUUGUAAGGCCAACUGAGGCGGGAGGCCCUGAAGAUACAGUCCCCCGUCUGUGUCCUGCCUGGGCCCCUGGUGGAAAGGAGGCUCCGGGUGCCCUGGGCCACCCUCAGCCCCUCCCUUCUGUUCUGCGACCGGUCCCAUAGGAAGGGGCUCCGUCGCCCAGUGCUCACCUCCUUCUGAAGCCCCUUGGCUCUGCCCUGGCCCUUCUCUCUCACCUCGAGCUCCGGCCUGCCCAGACUGUGGACAGUGGCCGUGCCCAAUGAGACGUUCUAAACCAGGACGAAUGGGAACCCUUAUUUCCAAAGGAAAAACAUGAAUUUCACUCCGUCGAGGAGCAAAGUGAGCCCCCCCCCCCCCCCCGGACCCCGUCCUCUCCCCCCCAACACUGCCGGAGUCGCAUUGUGCCAUGCCCCUCUCUCUCCCUUCCCCGGCCCCGCCAGCCACCCAGGACGCCCCGGGACCCUGUCCCCAGGGCACGGCCGGCAUCCACCUCCCGGGAGGCUCACGGGGCUGCCUCACGCCACAUGCCACAUGCCCAGCCCUGCCACCGCCCUCCUCCAGCACAUUCCAACUUUCUAUUUAAAAAGUCGAGCUAUCCACUGAUGCCCUCUUUUUCUAUGGAGAACGUUGCCUUAUACUCUACUUCAGAUGAUGAACACUGUGUAUUGUGUGUGCUUUAAAGUUUUAUUUAAUUGCUCCCUUCUUCCUGUCCUCGUUACUUGCCUCCCCCACGCCUGCUUCAGUUGAGGGUUUGGGGGGCCAUGAGGAGCGUCGGGGUUUUUUCUCUCUCUAGCAGUUUUCUUUUCUAAAGGACACAGCAUUUCAACUCAAAUCUGGAUUCAGAUGAAAACACCUCCACCUCCUGAUCCUCUGCCCUCAACCCGCCCUGACCGGCCCCAGCCCUACUUGUGUAUAGUGUAUAUUGUAUAAUAGACAAUUGUGUCUACUACAUGUUUAAAAACAUAUUGCUUGUUAUUUUUGAGGCUUUUAAAUUAAACAAAAAUCCAACUUUAUUUUUAGUUGUAACUGCUUGAGGUAUGUUUUAUGAAUUAAGUGACAGAUUUGUUAUCCUUUAUUAACGAUGUACUUUGUUGGUCAGCACUGGGCUGACAAAAAUUUUUUCUUGCUAAUAAAUUUAGUUGCCUGAGGCAAAAUCUGCAA
Neofelis nebulosa (Clouded leopard) is the source of this 3105-nucleotide messenger RNA. RefSeq names its product Sp2 transcription factor (gene SP2). The transcript is spliced from 7 exons. Bases 133 to 1953 code for a protein of 606 amino acids. Gene Ontology annotation, molecular function: DNA-binding transcription factor activity, RNA polymerase II-specific; RNA polymerase II cis-regulatory region sequence-specific DNA binding. The record is from RefSeq and is a predicted model, not a curated record. Gene Ontology annotation, biological process: regulation of transcription by RNA polymerase II. NCBI's taxonomy places the organism in Eukaryota, Metazoa, Chordata, Mammalia, Carnivora, Felidae.